CCACCACACACACAUUCACACACACCCUCCACUCUUUAGCCACCUAAAUGUGUUCUUUACCCAACCCAUGCAGGUUCAGGGAAAGAAAAGGCCUGCACUAUCCCCUAACCCCAUCCCCACCACCACACACACACUCACACACACCCUCCACUCUUUAGCCACCUAAAUGUGUUCUUUACCCAACCCAUGCAGGUUCAGGGAAAGAAAAGGCCUGCACUAUCCCCUAACCCCAUCCCCACCACCACACACACACUCACACACACCCUCCACUCUUUAGCCACCUAAAUGUGUUCUUUACCCAACCCAUGCAGGUUCAGGGAAAGAAAAGGCCUGCACUAUCCCCUAACCCCAUCCCCACCACCACACACACACUCACACACACCCUCCACUCUUUAGCCACCUAAAUGUGUUCUUUACCCAACCCAUGCAGGUUCAGGGAAAGAAAAGGCCUGCACUAUCCCCUAACCCCAUCCCCACCACCACACACACACUCACACACACCCUCCACUCUUUAGCCACCUAAAUGUGUUCUUUACCCAACCCAUGCAGGUUCAGGGAAAGAAAAGGCCUGCUGUUUCUCACUGCAUGAUAGUAAGAGGCGAUCCAUGCGCCCUCCCUACCCUGGCCCCCUAUCCUGCAGAAAUGGAAUGAUUUCUUCCUUGUCCUCUGUAUAUGUUUAGGGUAAAUUAAAGAAACCAAGAAUAUUUCAAGUUAUACAGGAGUACCUGCAGUAUCCCACUGCAUAUGUAUUGUAAACGGAGACUGAUAAUGUAUUGCACCCUGCACCCUACUAUCUCUUUGUGGCAGUGUCUCUCUGGGCACCAGUCAUCUUACGACCUUGGCGUUGUCACGUGACUGAUGUUUACCCUGCUAACAAAUAUCUUGUGCUUAUUUGAUAAAGAUGGCGGAGCAGGCAAGACGCGUGGCGGUGAUUGGGGCAGGUAUAUCUGGGCUUGCCACGCUGAGGAGUCUCCUCGCAUCGGACCGGAAGUACCUCCCAACAUGCUUUGAAAGAGGAAGUGGUGUAGGUGGGAUAUGGCAGUAUAAUGAGAACAGUCACACUGACGAGUACGGGAUGCCUGUUUUUUCCGCCAUGUACCGCGACGCAAUGAGUAACUUACCAAAGCCGAUGAUGGAGUUCCCAGAAUUCCCAAAUACAGAUCCGGAUAUAGACUCGUGCUUCAUGCACAGACAGGAAGUUGUGAACUACGUCAAUCGAUUUGUGGACCAUUUUGAUCUCCAGAAAUACAUCACGACCCACACCUAUGUCAACAACGUGUGUCCGACAAGCAAUGAGAGGCAUCCCGAAUGGACGGUGUCCUAUUACGACAUUCGGAACAAAGACGAACAGAAGCAGGCUGUGUUUGAUGCUGUAUUUGUAUGCAAUGGUCAUGCAGAUAAACCGAACAUACCGGAUAUUGAUGGAGUAGAAGAGUUUCAAGGGGAGAUCAUCCACAGUAGAAACUACAGAAUUCCCGAGAAGUUCAAAGACAAAAGGAUUGUCAUACUCGGAGCCUCCUUCUCGGGUCUUGACCUUGCUGUCGAUAUAUCACCAUACGCUCAACAGAUUUUUCUGAGCCAUGAGAAAGAACGUUUGAAAUCAGUUUUCACUGAAAACGUCACUGAAAAGCCUGGGAUAAAGCGGAUGACCCGUACGACGGUCGUCUUCUUAGACGACACCGAGGAGGAAGUAGAUGUUUUACUAUUCUGUACCGGAUAUCGUUACAACUUUCCGUUUCUAAGUGAUGACGUCAUUAACAUAAACAUUACCGACAACAGGGUCAUGCCUCUAUAUAAGCACGUGGUCAAUAUAAAAUACCAAAAUCUAUUCUUUGUCGGUAUUCUUGAAAAAGUGGCAUUUUUCUCGAUGGGGCACGUGAUGUCGAGAUUUGCCGUUGCCGUGUUGGAUGGUAAAAUCGUUCUUCCGUCCGAAACGGAUAUGUACAAAGAUGCCGAGAGUGAUUUCAAUGAGAGAAAAGGAAGAGGUGAGAAGGCACACGCUGAUUUAGGUAAUGAACUUGUAUGGAAUUAUGAAAGAGAGCUGGCUACGUUGGCAGGAAUCAAUCCAUCUCCCAAAGCCUUUCAGCUGAUAAUCAACUUUCUCAUGCGAAACAUCCGACAGACACCUGCCACUUUCCGUCAAAGAAACAUUCAAAUUUUAGAUGAUAUGGAAUCGUUCAUACUUUUGAAUUAGCAAACAGACAAACAGAGCAAACAAAGUUCUAAAACGGUGUCUUUAUACUCUGUUUUAUGAUAUAUGUUAUAUAUAUAAAUCAGAAAAAACGCGUGAUGGUUAAACAUAAAAAAACCAAAUGAUAAGCGUUUCCUAGCGUCUCUCUAGCCUUAAUUAGAGGUUCAUCAGGGGAAAUAUUUAUUUAUUUUAACAGAACAACGACAAAACACAGCCAGUGAUCAUAAUGUAACUACAUGUAAAUAAGGAAAAACAAACAAAAAUAACCGAUGUCUCUAAGCUUUUCACCUCUUAUGAGGUUCUUCAGUAGACUUGUUUAUUUUGAAGAGUGCACAUGAAAUGAUGAUGUCAUCAUGCAUAUUAUGAUGUCACAAACGGUACACAGUACAGGAAAUAACUUAUUAUUCAUAUAUAUAUAUAUAAUUGACCCCAUCGCAAAAUGAUAUGGCCCUGUGAAGUUUAAGCAACACUUCAUUCCAGCUUAAUACCUGCUAUUGAUUCCUACUUUUAGCUGAAUCCCUGCUACAUACACUCCCGACUUUAUGCACUCUACAAACAACUCUACAACUGCAAUAUACGGCAGCAUUAGUUUUGCGGAAAGUGAAUCCCUGUUGUAUAAAUACAUCUUAUUCUACCUUUGCUCUUCAUUUUCCUUACACGUUCUAUGUUACCCAGGAAUCUUGUACGUACCUCUCGUAAUGGCAUGUGCUAUUUGCAGCUAUAGCCGCGUGGUUUCACAAACAACCAAAACUUCUUUACGAUUCAUAUUUAUUCCAGAGCACUGACAAACAUGGUUCAACAUUCCUUUAUCAUAUAGAUUCACUCUGUAAACUAACACAAAAGACUUCGUUUAGCACAACGCUUCAUAAGUAAAAUGCAUACAUAGAAUAAAGGGACGUAACUCUCAUAAACUAAUUACUGGAUAAUCUUUUCAUAAUAUACACUUACUACAUGUAACUUGAACAAAAUGUUAAGAAAUAAUUACUGCCUACUGUUACCAGUUUAUAUUCUUACAAUAACACAGCAUACAUGGCAAUUACUUUAUAAUAUUUUACAAUUAUCAUUUCUCAAUUUUAUAUCUUUACAAAUAUGAAUCUGCUACAUAACAAAUGUUAUUGUAUAAAACUUGCAUAACUUUAUCAUAAAUCCUAAAAAUUGUUAUUCUAACAUAAUAGGAAGUGUUUCAAAGACGGAUACAUUUUUAUUAGGGCCUUUUUUUUUUUUUUUUUUUUUUUUUUUAAAGGAGCCAAAGAAUUACAUGCAUAUGAAAUAGUUAUAACAAAAUAAAACUGUCAAAAUUUAAGACUGGUGUCUGAUCACCAUCUCAGCUAUCAUAGGGACAAUGGGAACCCUCGCGUGAAUUUUGAGCAAGAACACUCCAGUACGUUCUAAGAAAUAGUGCUAAAAAUCUUAAAUUCUCAAAAUUCAAGAUGGCCAGCUUUCGGCCAUACUUUUCAGACAGUAAUUAAUACCUACAGCAUUGAUUGCGCUAACUGGUUUGACAUUCAUCAGCCCAAUUAUUGGCCGACUCAAGAUCUUUGCUGAAAAGUUUACUUACUAGUUUCAGACAUUAACUUUACCUUUAUACAUGAAUGAAUCAUCAGCUGAAGACUUCACAGCGAGAGAAACUUCUAACGUCAUGUAAUUAACACCUAGAACUAAACCUUGGUCAAAUCCAGCUUAAAUAUGUAUAAGAGUACAUUGGUAGCCGUAACAUUUACCAAAAGAAGUUGUUUUUGUUUCUAUAUCAAUUGCAUAUGAAUAUGUAGUAUUUCAUGUAAGAUGUCUACUUUUACUUUUACCUAUUAUGUCUUGUACAUUAAUUUGUAAAACGCUCUGGGGCUGCUAGUUUCAGUAGGAUAGAGCGCUAUAAAAUCAGUGAUUUUUAGUAUCAUUAUAUUGCCUUUUUUGCGAUGUGUUGUUGCAGCUAAAUACUUUUUAAAACAGUUAUAUAUGUUACCAAAGAUACCAUGCAUUUUUUUCGUUUAUGU
Molecule: messenger RNA, 4182 nt
Organism: Mizuhopecten yessoensis (Yesso scallop)
Lineage: Eukaryota; Metazoa; Mollusca; Bivalvia; Pectinida; Pectinidae
Product: dimethylaniline monooxygenase [N-oxide-forming] 4-like
Exons: 5
Coding region: 902-2194 (430 amino acids)
Molecular function (GO): flavin adenine dinucleotide binding; NADP binding; N,N-dimethylaniline monooxygenase activity
Source: RefSeq, a predicted model, not a curated record